CAGAAAUUCAUUGGUGUUAGUUCAGUCUGUUUUCUGUCAUCAUGGCCAUGUACCUGCUGCUCUUCUUCUUCAGUAGUUUGUUCUGCUUGACCAGAGGACAAGAUCAGAAGCCAGAUAUAAGUCUUCAGCAUCAUGACAGUGAGGUUCUCAUUGGCUGCGCACUUCCUCCUUCUGCAACUGGUUCAAAGUGUAACCUGUAUUUUGGAGAAGCCAAACAGCCACAUUCUACAAUCAACUCGUGGACAGUGUCAAAGGAUCAAGGACUGUGCCAUUUUUCUGUUUCCAUGAUGAAGUUUCAGGAAAAUCUCAGUAAAGUUCAGAGUAAAGUGGUCAGCUGUGAUUACGCUUUAGGAAAUGGAUCAAGCUCUCUCUCUCCUCGCAGUGAUGGAUUUGACUUGAGAGAUUUUAUGAGCAAGUAUCCAUACCAGCCCCAUGUGACCACAGCUUCAUUGAAUAAUAAAGGUUACUCUUCAGUCAUGUGUGAAAGACAAUUGUGGCUUAUGGUGCCAAUGUCUUGUGCCUGUGGUGUCGUGAUCGGGAUUGUGGUGGUGAUUUUUGGCUUUUUCUGCUCAAUCAAGAUAGAAGGCAAACAUCUCUGGAGAGGCUCUCAAGGCAGUAACCCAGGUCACAAGAACACACAGGGUGGGGGGCAGUUUCCUGUUGACAUAAACAACUCUGCACCAGUGUCAACCAUCUACAGUUCAACUGGUUCUGAGGCUGUAGACAAUAGGCCGAUUCACAAUGAAGAUGAGUACGAUGACGUGCGGCCCAGUCGAAUCUACAUGUCUUUGAUUAAAACAAGUGAUGUCUAUGCCACUAUCCAUAACCAGCAAACUGCAACCCCAAGGAACAUCAACCUUGUGUGAAAAAUGGUUGUAAUGUAUAUUUAUUUGUUCAGACUUUUUGUCAUGAGCAUUUUUGCAUUUGUACUUUUGUUUCUUUGUUUUUCUUUUUUUAUAAAGGAUUAAACAUGUCAUUCUCUCAUUGAAAACAUACCUGGUGUUCUAUUUUACAGUGCUGGGUCUUCUGUGUUGGCUGUUUUGUGGUUACAUCAUACGCAUUUGAAACUGUGGGUCACAGCUUAAAAAGAGACACAGGAAGUUGUCUCUAUGCACAGUAACUUGCCAUUGCCUUGUAUUUAGGGUUUAUUGUUUUCUCUGUUUUUUGCAUGUGAUAAGAUAUUGGGGAUGGAUUACUAACUUUUUAAUAUUGUAUUUUACUUGUAUGUUUAAUAUUUCCACUGCAAACUGUAAGUCUGUUGAUCACAUCUCUACAUCUCACUCAGUGAUUAAAACAUUUGCAUAAAUUCACAUCUGUAAUUUACCGAAACAUCAUAUUUUUACUGAUAUAAAUACAAUAUCAGCCGUAUCACUUGUUGGUUGUUGUGAACAAUAAUCACAUUAUAUUCAUUUCAUACUUACAGCUUGCUACAACCAAAGUGUAAAAUGUUCUGCUCAGUAACUUUGAAUGAUUCCUGCUGCUCUGUUUUAUGACACAAACUGCAGAAGCUCUGGAAGAUUCUCAGCUAAAGAUAACAUUUAUAAUUCGACAAUACAACAUCUUAGAUUAGAUUGGCUGGUGUGAUUCUAGUUCCCACAGAUGAAUGCUGUUGUUGUGUCCUUGGGCAAGACACUUAACCCACCUUGCCCACAGUGUCUGCAUACACUGGUGUGUGAAUGUGUGAGUGAAGGUGCAAAAGUGCUAUAGAAAAAUGACUCAGAAACCCUCUGCUAGUCGCUUAUAACACUGUGAGUCACAGUUUCAAGAAAUUGUCUCACAUAAUCAUGUACCAUUUACACCUUUUAGUCUCUACUGAUUUCUCUGGAUUUUGCAUGUUAUAAGAUAUUGGGGAUGGAUUUAUUUGCACUUUACAAAUUUUUAAUAUUGUAUUUUACUUGUAGGUUUAAUAUUUCCUCCGUAAACUGUAAGUCUGUUGAUCACAUCUCUACAUCUUUUUCAGUGAUUUAAAUAUUUGCAUAAGGUGACAUCUGUAA
This is a messenger RNA of Boleophthalmus pectinirostris (great blue-spotted mudskipper), 1994 nucleotides long. RefSeq lists its product as uncharacterized. Bases 42 to 866 code for a protein of 274 amino acids. NCBI's taxonomy places the organism in Eukaryota, Metazoa, Chordata, Actinopteri, Gobiiformes, Gobiidae. The record is from RefSeq and is a predicted model, not a curated record. The transcript is spliced from 11 exons.